AUUAAGUGCAACAUGCUUGUAUCAAGUGUGAUGUUAUGAGGUUCAUGUGUAUCAAUGAUAAAAUAAAUAAUGAUAUAAUCUGUACACAAUAUACAAUGAUAAGAAACUUCUUACACUUACACAAUAAUACAAAGAUUACAGUUUUAUUUCUUAAAAAAUUCAGUAAAGCAAAUAUGGCUAAAUCGACGAUCAGUGAUUUACGGCAAAUAUUCAAGAGUAGUGUAUCAGCAGUUCUACCCGAAAAUCUAAUCAGAAAAUCAAUCAAAUUUGAUGUGACUAACCAACAGUUGAAUAUAGCUGGUAAGAACUAUAAUUUACAACAGAAGAACUUAUACUUAGUUGGAUUUGGAAAGGCCGUUCAGAAUAUGGCAAUCGAAGUAGAAAACAUUUUAAAUACCCAAAUUUGUGAAGGAAUUAUUAGUAUUCCUGUUGGAAGUUUAGUUCAUAAGAAAAAUAAAAGUAAUGUUACUUACUGUGAGGGUGCGCAGAAUAAUUUGCCUGAUGCUGAUGCAGUAUCAACUGCCCGGAAAAUAAAAGAACUAGUGACUAAAUUAGGUGGAAAUGACCUACUUUUAGUUCUCAUAUCAGGAGGAGGAUCGGCACUUCUUCCUCUACCAAAAGAUCCAAUUACUAUAGAAGAGAAGACUCGACUUAUAAAACAAUUGGGUAACUCAGGUGCUGAUAUCACAGAACUUAAUAGUGUAAGAAAGAGAAUUUCUGAUGUGAAAGGAGGGCAGUUAGCUAUCAAAGCACAACCUGCUGAGGUUGUCUCAUUAAUACUUUCCGAUAUUGUGGGAGAUCCUUUGGAUUUAAUAGCUAGUGGACCAACUACUGAAGACGAGGAUAAUCAGCAGAAAGCACUUGAAAUAAUUAAGAAGUAUGAACUAUACGACGUCCUACCUCCAUCAAUUAAAGAGGUUUUAAAAAAAGAGAAAUCAAAAGGAUUUCCCAAUGAUAACGUCAAAAAUCAUAUUAUAGGAUCAAAUAAAUUAAGUAUUCCUGCAGCAUACAAUAAAGCAAAGGAAUUGAACUACUGGCCCUUAGAAAUUUCAAACCAAGUUACAGGUAAUGUUAAAAUUGUGGCAGAAAAAUAUGUGGAAUUGACAAAUUAUAUUUGUCAGUUUGUAGUUGGUCAAUUGGAUACAAAAUUGUUAGAAGAGAAACUCGAAAAUCUAGAGAUUCCUGGUUUAGUCUCCAAUUUACCAAGGCAAUUAAGUGAUGCUUGUGUCGUAGAUAAAGAUCUUUGCCUGAUCUUUGGUGGAGAAAUAACUGUUGAGGUAAAAGGAAAUGGAAAAGGAGGAAGAAACCAACAACUUGCUCUAGAAUUUUCAAGAAAAAUUAACAAAAUUAAAGAUUCCUUUGAUAAUUUUGAUGUCAAUUUCCUAAGUGCUGGUACUGAUGGUAUUGAUGGCCCAACUGAUGCUGCUGGGGCUAUGGGUCACAAAAAUCUAAUUUUAGAUGCAAAGAAAAAAGGAAUAGAUGUAUAUAAAUAUUUAGAUAAUAAUGAUUCAUACAAUUUCUACAAAAACUACAGGGAAGGUGAUCUACAUGUCAUUACAGGACAUACUAAUACUAAUGUUAUGGAUAUACACUUGAUUAUAAUAAGGAGAAUAAAUAAAUAGACUAGAAAUACUUUACAAAAAAAAUAUAUUUCAUACAACAAAUCUGUUAUUUCAUUACCUAUUUAUGUAGAUGGUUUUAAGAAUAAAUUAAGUUUGUUCUGUU
Molecule: messenger RNA, 1725 nt
Organism: Amyelois transitella
Lineage: Eukaryota; Metazoa; Arthropoda; Insecta; Lepidoptera; Pyralidae
Product: glycerate kinase
Exons: 1
Coding region: 36-1622 (528 amino acids)
Biological process (GO): protein phosphorylation
Cellular component (GO): cytoplasm
Molecular function (GO): glycerate kinase activity
Source: RefSeq, a predicted model, not a curated record